Messenger RNA from Merops nubicus (carmine bee-eater), 4304 nucleotides. It is a transcript of the gene NEO1, whose product is annotated as neogenin 1. Gene Ontology annotation, cellular component: membrane. The annotation marks the transcript as partial. The transcript is spliced from 28 exons. Gene Ontology annotation, molecular function: protein binding. The record is from RefSeq and is a predicted model, not a curated record. Lineage: Eukaryota; Metazoa; Chordata; Aves; Coraciiformes; Meropidae. Gene Ontology annotation, biological process: cell-cell adhesion.
GAUCCCUUGUGAGAACCUUCACUCCUUUCUACUUCUUGGUGGAGCCAACGGAUGUUCUGUCAGUUCGUGGAGCUUCUGUCGUGAUGAACUGUUCAGCUUAUUGUGAAACCUCACCAAAAAUUGAAUGGAAGAAAGAUGGGGCUUUUCUCAACUUGGUGUCAGAUGACCGUCGCCAGUUGCUGCCAGAUGGAUCUUUAUUAAUAAACAGUGUGGUGCAUUCCAAGCACAAUAAACCUGAUGAAGGAUAUUACCAGUGUGUGGCGACUGUGGAAAGCCUGGGGACCAUUGUCAGCAGGACGGCGAGGCUCACGGUAGCAGGCCUUCCCAGGUUCACCAGUCAGCCAGAACCCUCCUCAGCCUAUAAGGGAGGCAGUGCUGUCCUCAGCUGCGAGGUCAACACGGACCUGGCCCCGUCCGUGCGGUGGGAGCAGGACCGGCAGCCCCUGCUCCCCGACCGGCGCCUCUUCCAGCUGCCCAGCGGAGCUCUGGUCGUCAGCAACGCCACCGAGACGGACGCAGGGCUCUACCGCUGCCUCGUGGAGAGCGGGGGGCCCCCCAAAUACAGCGACGAAGUGGAGCUCACAAUCCUCCCAGAUCCCGAGGUGCCCCAGAACUUGGUGUUCCUGAGGCAGCCUUCUUCCCUCACAAAAGUCAUUGGGCAAAGCGCCGUUUUCCCGUGCGUUGCCACAGGAUUUCCAGCUCCAUCCGUCAGGUGGACACGGAACGAAGAGGAGCUUUUCACAGAAGGGUCCGGGGGGCUGGCGGUGGUGGCAGGCGGCAGCCUGGCCCUGAGCACCGUGGCGGAGGAGGACGCCGGGACCUACACCUGCCUCGCCGAGAGCGGCAACCAGACCAUCGAGGCCCGCGCCGAGCUCGCAGUCCAAGUUCCUCCUCAGUUUCUGAAGCGGCCUGCAAAUAUUUACGCUCACGAAUCAAUGGACAUUGUGUUUGAGUGUGAGGUGACUGGAAAACCUACUCCAACUGUGAAAUGGGUCAAGAAUGGAGACAUGGUCAUCCCAAGUGACUAUUUCAAAAUCGUUAAAGAACAUAAUCUGCAGGUUUUGGGUCUGGUGAAAUCAGAUGAAGGAUUCUAUCAGUGCAUUGCAGAAAAUGAUGUCGGGAAUGCACAGGCUGGAGCCCAGCUGAUAAUACUUGACCUUGAUGUUGCCAUCCCAACAUUACCUCACACUUCACUGACCAGUGCCACUAAUGACCAUCUAGCACCAGCUACAACAGGACCAUUGCCUUCAGCCCCGCGGGACGUCGUGGCCACCCUCGUCUCCACUCGCUUCAUCAGACUGACUUGGCGGACACCUGUUUCGGACCCUCAAGGAGACAACCUCACCUAUUCAAUCUUCUACACCAAGGAAGGUAUUAACAGGGAACGUGUUGAAAAUACCAGUCGUCCUGGAGAGACACAAGUGAUGAUCCAAAACCUGAUGCCAGAAACCGUUUAUGUCUUUCGGGUGGUGGCUCAGAACAAGCAUGGCCCCGGAGAGAGCUCGGUGCCGCUGAAGGUGGCAACUCAGCCGGAGGUCCAGCUUCCUGGUCCGGCGCCCAACAUCCGCGCGUACGCCAGCUCCCCCACCUCCGUCACAGUGAGCUGGGAAACGCCGCUCUCUGGCAAUGGGGAGAUCCAGAACUACAAACUCUACUACAUGGAGAAGGGGCAGGACACGGAGCAGGAUGUUGACGUAGGAGGACUCUCCUACACCAUUAGUGGAUUAAAGAAGUACACAGAGUACAGUUUCCGAGUGGUGGCUUACAAUAAACACGGGCCCGGCGUCUCGACCCAAGAUGUGGUUGUACGAACGUUGUCAGAUGUCCCCAGUGCUCCACCACAGAACCUAACCCUGGAGGUACGGAAUUCCAAGAGCAUCAUGUUGCACUGGCAGCCUCCUCCUGCAGGGACCCACAGCGGACAAAUCACCGGCUACAAAAUCCGCUACCGCAAAGUGUCGCGCAAGAGUGACGUGACGGAGAGCGUCGGCGGGCCCCAGCUUUUCCAGCUCAUAGAGGGUCUGGAGCGUGGCACGGAGUACAGCUUCCGCGUGGCGGCCCUGACUGUGAACGGCACCGGGCCAGCCACCGACUGGGUGUCGGCAGAAACCUUUGAGAGCGACCUGGAUGAAACUCGUGUUCCCGAGGUUCCCAGUUCCCUGCAUGUCCGCCCGCUCGUCACCAGCAUCGUGGUGAGCUGGACACCGCCUGAGAACCAGAACAUUGUGGUGAGGGGCUACGCCAUAGGGUAUGGCAUUGGCAGCCCCCAUGCACAGACCAUCAAGGUGGACUAUAAGCAGCGGUACUACACCAUUGAAAACUUGGACCCCAGCUCCCACUACGUGAUAACUCUGAAGGCCUUUAACAACGUGGGCGAAGGGAUCCCGCUGUACGAGAGCGCGGUGACCAGGCCUCACUCAGACACUUCCGAGGUUGAUUUGUUUGUUAUUAAUGCUCCAUACACUCCAGUGCCAGAUCCAUCUCCCAUGAUGCCCCCGGUGGGAGUUCAGGCUUCCAUCCUGAGCCAUGACACCAUACGGAUCACUUGGGCAGACAACUCUCUGCCGAAGAACCAGAAGAUCACGGACGCUCGCUACUACACCGUGCGCUGGAAGACCAACAUCCCUGCCAACACCAAGUACAAGACUGCAAACGCGACCACUUUGAGCUAUUUAGUGACUGGGUUAAAACCAAAUACUUUGUAUGAAUUCUCCGUGAUGGUGACUAAAGGUCGAAGAUCCAGUACUUGGAGUAUGACAGCACAUGGGACAACUUUUGAAUUAGUUCCCACUUCUCCUCCCAAAGACGUGACUGUGGUGAGCAAAGAGGGGAAGCCUCGGACAAUAAUUGUGAACUGGCAGCCUCCGUCCGAAGCCAACGGCAAAAUCACAGGAUACAUCAUUUACUACAGCACGGACGUGAACGCCGAGAUACAUGACUGGGUUAUUGAGCCCGUAGUGGGAAACAGGCUGACCCAUCAGAUACAAGAGCUGACCCUCGACACACCCUAUUAUUUCAAGAUUCAGGCCCGCAACUCCAAGGGCAUGGGGCCCAUGUCCGAGGCGGUUCAGUUCAGAACCCCCAAAGCCGAAUCCUCAGAUAAAAUGCAUAAUGAUCAAGCUUCAGGAUCUGCAGGGAAGGGAAGCCGUGCAGUGGACAUAGGACCCGAUUACAAACCACCUCUUGGGGGCAGCAACAGUCCACAUGGCAGUCCGACUUCUCCCUUGGACAGCAACAUGCUCCUUGUAAUCAUAGUGUCUGUUGGAGUGAUCACCAUUGUGAUCGUGGUGAUAGUCGCCGUCUUCUGCACCCGUCGUACAACUUCUCACCAAAAAAAGAAACGAGCUGCCUGCAAAUCAGUGAACGGGUCCCAUAAGUACAAAGGAAACUCCAAAGAUGUCAAGCCUCCUGACCUUUGGAUCCAUCAUGAAAGACUGGAGCUAAAACCCAUCGAUAAAUCUCCAGAUCCCAACCCAAUCAUGACAGACACCCCAAUCCCUCGCAACUCCCAAGACAUCACCCCCGUUGAUAAUUCUAUGGACAGCAACAUCCAUCAGAGGCGGAAUUCCUACCGAGGGCAUGAGUCAGAGGAUAGCAUGUCCACGCUGGCAGGAAGAAGGGGGAUGAGGCCCAAGAUGAUGAUGCCUUUUGAUUCUCAACCACCUCAGCCUGUGAUUAGUGCUCAUCCCAUCCAUUCACUCGAUAACCCUCACCAUCAUUUCCACUCCGGCAGCCUCGCCUCUCCAACUCGCAGCUAUCUCCACCACCAGGUCAGCCCGUGGCCGAUGGGCACAUCCAUGUCCCAUUCAGACAGGGCCAAUUCCACAGAAUCGGUUCGGAACACCCCGAGCACGGACACCAUGCCGGCUUCCUCGUCCCAGCCCUGCGCCGAACCCCAGGACCCCGAGAGCAGCGCGGGCUCCUACCUGGCCAGCACGCAGGAGGAGGACUCUGCUCAGAGCCUGCCCACGGCGCACGUCCGCCCCUCCCACCCGCUCAAGAGCUUCGCGGUGCCGGCGGUGCCAGCGCCCGGCCCCACCUAUGACCCUGCCUUGCCGAGCACACCCUUACUGACUCAGCAAGCUCCUAACCAUCCAGUUCACUCGGUGAAGACUGCGUCGAUUGGGACUUUAGGAAGAACUCGACCUCCUAUGCCUGUUGUAGUUCCCAGUGCCCCUGAUGUGCAGGAGACCACCCGGAUGCUGGAGGACUCGGAAAGCAAUUACGAACCGGACGAGCUGACCAAAGAGAUGGCCCACCUGGAAGGACUUAUGAAGGACCUUAAUGCCAUCACUACAGCAUGA